AAUAGCUUUUAGGCAUUCACCUAAAUUUGCUUACUUUUUUGUCACGCGCAAACAUAUGCAUCGCCGCAGGAUUCUUCUCUCGCGUCUGUCUUCAAACGCCCGUGAUAUUUUGUAUCUACUGACAAAUCAAUACAAUAUACAAGAAAGCUAAUCAACUAUAUUGCUGACCGUGUGCAACGGAAAUCUUUUUUACAUCCAGUUUGUUAUUUCAAGAGAACAUUCCGCUGCGCUCGUUGACUUGUAUACAGGUCGCGAAAGCGUAGCACGCACAAUCGAACAUAAGAAAACAGUCGUUCUUCUUGGCAGCGAUAUGACGAAUUUCACAACACUUCUAACAUUGGGGAUAACCUUUGCUACAGUUCUUGUGCAUUCCACGGUUUAUGGAGGUGGAAAAGAGCGGAAAAUUAAUUUAACUAAGAAAGAACGUUGUUGGCGGACUUGUCCUUCCGGUCGAGAAUGCCAGAUUCAGUCAGACGGCACUGAGGUGUGUGUCUGUGCGUCUCAAUGUAAAAAGAGACACAAACCAGUGUGUGGGACAGACGGACACUUGUAUAUCAACCACUGCGAGUUGCACAGGGCCGCCUGCGUUACUGGCAAGAAAAUCAGAGUGGACUGGGGUUUGAAGUGUCUAAAGAAACAAGUUAAAUCAAACGAUUGUCCCGAAGAGAACUUAUUGAAAAUGAAACAGCUGAUUUUAGCAACCUUCCAAAAGGAACUACACAAGGAAGUGACCUCAAAAAUCCUGAUUGACGAGUUGUUCUUCAGGUAUAACAGGGACGGCGAUCACAGCAUCAGCAGUUUCGAGCUCAAAAGCCUGGUUAUUGAUUACUUCAUGUACAGCAACAUCAAAGAACUCGCAGACAAAUGUCAUCCGACACAGUGGUUAAACACUGCUGAUAAAGACUUCGAUGGAUUCCUUUCCAAAGACGAAUUUUCACAGAGUCUUGCGAGCAAACCAGAAGUUAGCAUUCUACAAAAUGAUGCGCAGCCCAUGUCUGGUUUUAAUCUCACUCUUCGGUGUCGAGUGCGUGGUUACCCUGUUCCUACGAUCACGUGGUGCAAAGAUGAAAAACAGCUGAACGCUAACGACCGCAUUUCGACGAACCCAGACGGAGAACUUUUUAUAAAGGGGCUCGGAGUGAGUGACAAUGGGAUAUACACAUGCGAGGCCUCAAAUGACUUGGGGAAGGACCAGAAAAAAGUGGUGAUUAAUGUCCAAGAGCCAGUCACUGAAGCUCCAGCCGUACCAGGGUCUAACCUGUUUUAUGCCUUUGCAAACGACGGUGUUUACGUCAUCGAUCCUGAAACGUCAUCCACUGUCAAUCACAUCCCAGCUGAUGACGUCAUAAACGGUACAACGUCGCCCAUUUGCACUAGUGGUCGACAGCAGGCGUGUAACUGGGGUGGGGCGGUAAGUGUCGGUGUCAAAUACAUCUACGCGGCGGAUUUUCUUGGGCGAAGAGUCCUAGUGCUGGAUGUUGUGACGCAAAAAUUUGUUCAAGAAAUAACUACAGAUGACUAUCCCUACCAGCUGAAAUAUGUCAGGUCCCUAGAUGCGGUGUGGACCCUGUGUUGGGAGAACAGUACCCUGGAUGUCCUCACCGAGGAUGAGGACGACAACGGAACAUUGUCGGUGAUAAACGACGCUAGUAAAGUGACUGAACACACGUCAAUCAAGGCACAAAUAAUCGACAGCUACCCACGGCGCGCGCAUGGCUUCUUUGUGGAGGAGAAUUGCGAGUUGACAGACCAGGAAACCAAGUAUGGCUACGUCACUCAUGUUAUGGAACCUGGCCUUCAUGAGGUGGACCUGGCUACCAAGCAGUACUCGAAGUUUUACAAUCUCAGUGAUUACCAGUGCUACGGGACGUUUGACUUGGCUUUGUCCCAGCUGCACAGAUAUGCGUUCGUCCAAUGCUACACCAACGAAGAGCGAGAUACCAAAGCGCAAAUAGUGAUGGAUUUAGAAAAAAGGCAAAUGAUAGCCGUGGAUUCAACGCAUUUUGGCUCACCAUUCGCGUCCCCUGACGGCCGUUUUAUCAUCACAUUGAAUUAUUACGCUAUUUUAACCCGGUACGUCGAUCCAGCAGGCAAGAUUUACCUGUUCCAAGAAAUCGAGUCUAAUCUGUUACUCAGCGACCUCGCUUUCCACCCACGUGACGCAGGCUAUGACGUAUACGUGACGUCAAAGGAUCAAUCGGCAAUAAUAGUGCUGCACGUUGAUCAAAGAGGCAUACACAUCGUUAAGUUUAUUUCCACAGUCGGUAAGCCCUCGUCGGUGAGGGACUGGGUCCACACUCAACGACCUAUGGUGACUGGUUGUGGGUCUAACGUUCGUUACCUAGCAACGCCCGCGACACGCGAGGACGCGGUUGUUAUUAUAGAUGGCGAGAAGCAGGAGAUGCGAGGAAUGGUGGAAGGAAUUAAGGGGGCUCGCACAAUUGUGUGGGUCGGAGGAAGUGAAUAGAAAUAAAACGCAUUUCCUAACCAGUGACGGAAAGCAAAAACACUAUGUUCUUGUCGCGAGAGAAAUUAGCAAAGGAACAGCAAAACGUCUUUAGAAUCUAACGCAUUGUAAGAAUGAAUAUUGGGUCAUUCAAAUGAUCUUUUAUGAAAUCGUUUUUACGUAAACAAUAGCAUUUGUAAAUAUAAGGUAAAUUGAUUUCGUGUUUUUGUUUCCUAUUGAAAAAGGCCUAGUAAGUAUGCUUCAAUUCAAUGAGUUUGAUUUGCUGUACGAUCCAAAUCCAACGAAAACUUUGAAAAUACUUGCAUUUUCUUACAACGGCAUGAUCAGCAAUAAAGAAACGGUGCAUGUUGUGCAGCAAGUGUGAACUGUAAAUUCAAAAGAGCUAGUUCAGCUCCAACAAUGGAACCGAAAUAGUGAGUGGUAGAGAGCUGCAGAGUUAGUGAAAGAUUUUAAAAAAGCUUUGUUGCGAACAUUUACUAAUUACUUACAACUACUGAAUAAUUUCCAAGUUCGUUAUUUGUCUUACAGUAAGACAAAGUUUGUUAUCUGUCUUUACAUACCACCAAUCUUCAACACUAUUUUUUUCUUGUCAGAUUUCGCCAUUGUCGACUUUCCGUUUAACGUUUCCUUAGAGUUGAAAGUAUCAUUUUACAAAAUGCAAAAGAUGACUUGCUAUACCUAAGAGAAUUAGCGAGUUAUCCCCCCCCCCCAAAGGGCUUAUUCUCAAGGUAUUCCCUCAUGACUUAUGUUUACAUGGUAACCAGUUCGACCGCGCGCGGAUGGUGUUACCACGCACAUUGCGUGGAUAUUUUUAUGGAGGAAUAGAAUGCGUGAACACCGCUUGGGCCGUCCACGUGAGAAAAAUCCACUUCUUAGGAUUGGAUUUAUCUAGAGGCUCCUGAGAAUGCGCGAAAACAGGUUGGGGUAAUCUAAUCUAAACUUAAGAGGGAGUUAACUUGAGAACAAGGCCUGUAUGGGGGAUUGAUUCUCUUGAGUCAACACGAUCGCCCUUUAAACGGUUUCUUUGUGAGUAUAUCUUUUAAGGGCAUCGUCUUUGAGAUUAACUCAAGAUUCUAUCAGUUGCACAGUUUGUGUUUUGUGCUGAGGUGGAGAGGGAGGGUCGUCAGUAACUGUGCUGAGAACUAUGACAUUUCCAAUAGUUUAAUGACAGAUAACACAUUGGAAUAACUGUUUAUUUUUGUUAAGACUAAUAGUUAUACUUGUAACUGAUAUUGGAUAAUUCUAUCUACUCUUACUCCUCAUUAAAUUUCAUUGUGUUAAUAAAGUCGAUCUUAAUUACACGA
This is a messenger RNA of Orbicella faveolata, 3771 nucleotides long. RefSeq names its product follistatin-related protein 5-like. Gene Ontology annotation, molecular function: protein binding. The record is from RefSeq and is a predicted model, not a curated record. Gene Ontology annotation, cellular component: extracellular region. Gene Ontology annotation, biological process: cell differentiation; multicellular organism development; regulation of BMP signaling pathway. Lineage: Eukaryota; Metazoa; Cnidaria; Anthozoa; Scleractinia; Merulinidae.